CGGGGGCUCUUUAAACUUUACUUCACAGACUGAAAAGAAGUCUUUUUCCACAGGAAAGAGUGCUUGAAAAUUAAAAACCAAAAGAAUAAUUUUCACCAUACCAUACGGAGCCGAGAGGAGACCAUGGCAAAGAAGCAGGUGAUCAUCGACACAGACUGCGGCAUCGACGAUGCUCAGGCAAUAAUGAUGGCGCUAGCAGCUCCUAACAUCCAGGUGGUGGGCAUCACCUGUGUGUUUGGGAACGCCGCUGUGGAGAACGUGUGUCAGAACGUCCUGAGGGUGCUCUCCGUCUGUGAGCGCGAGGGGAUCCCAGUGUUUCGAGGUUCUGGCGGUCCUCUAGUUGGAGCCUUUGAGCCGGUUAGUGACCACUUUGGGACUGACGGACUCGGGGAUGUGAUCAAAGAUAAAGACCCAGAGUGGGAGGAGAAAAUCCAGAGAGAGCAUGCAGUCAAUGCAAUGAUCCGUCUGGUGACUGAAAACCACAAACAGGUCUCCUUGGUGGCCCUCGGCCCGCUCACUAAUCUGGCUUUGGCUGUCAGACUGGAUCCAUGUUUUCCCCAAAAGCUCAAAGAUCUGUACAUUAUGGGUGGCAACAUGGAAGGAAAAGGAAAUGUGACUCUGUGUGCAGAGUUUAACUUUGCAAAGGAUCCGGAGUCUGCUUAUAUUGUUCUUGAAGAAUUCCUGUGCCCUACAUACCUGGCAUCAUGGGAAUACUCGUGCAGGAAUCAACUGACAUGGGACUUCUUUAAAGAGCUGAUCAAUCAGGAUACACCUGCUGCAGCCUUUAUGAAGAAGAUAACAUCCAAAUGCUGGGCGUACUCCAGAACAGCCAUGAAAACCAAGAGAGACAUAUACUUUGGACCUGGCUUCGUCUCAUACGAUGCCUACGCCAUGGCUGCCUGCAUUGACAGCAGCGUGAUAACGGAGAGGAUCGAGUGUCCGGUCCGCGUGGAGCUGCAGGGCUCCAUGUGUCGUGGCAUGUUGGCGCUGGAUCGCACAAACGCGCUGAAGAAGAACCACAGUGUGUUUGUUCUCACCAAGUGUGAUGCUGCCAAGUUUAGUCAGUUACUCAUGGAGUCUCUGAGACAACCCAAGAAGUAAUGAUUCAUGAUAUCCAGUCAUGGAAAAAAUGAUUAGACCAUUGUUUUCUUCAAUUUCUUGUUCAUUUUAAUGCCUGGUACAACUAAAGGUACAUUUGUUUGGAUAAAUAUAAUGAUGAAACAAAA
Messenger RNA from Centropristis striata (black sea bass), 1226 nucleotides. RefSeq lists its product as uncharacterized. The record is from RefSeq and is a predicted model, not a curated record. The transcript has 6 exons. Gene Ontology annotation, molecular function: hydrolase activity, hydrolyzing N-glycosyl compounds. Lineage: Eukaryota; Metazoa; Chordata; Actinopteri; Perciformes; Serranidae. The coding region runs from base 124 to 1101 and encodes 325 amino acids.